GUGGGAGGCCCGGCACCUUCAUCAUCUUACUCCAUCCUCAGAGUUCUUCCAGGCGGCGGGGACCCGGAGGGUCGGGGAGCCAGAGCCUGGAGGGCUGACCCCGCGAGGAGAGGCGGGGCCCGAGGAGGGCCGGAGGGAGGAGGAAGGAGUCGGAGGAGGAGGGGACGCCGCGCCCCAGUGCCCUCGCCAUCCAGUGCCCGGAUACCCGGCCCUCGCUCCCCGCCCCCGGCCGACGGCUCCCCGAGAGCCCUCACCCGCGGCUCUCGGCCCCCACCUUCAGGCCGGGCUCAGCACCCCGGCCCCGGUCGCGCCCCCUCCCACGUUCCCCUGUCGCGGGAUCUAGUUCCCCCACCGCGACACCACGCCCCACGUUCCGCACACCGGUGGCUUCGCCCCUCCCCCAGGCCCGGCUCGCGUCCCCGCCCCCGAUCGCGUCCCAGACCCGGGAUCUCCCCCUCCCCCCGCUCACGCCCGGCCCGGGUCCGCACCCCCGGCCCGGCCGCGCCCCCUCCCGCGUCCCCGCCCCCGGGCCGCGUUCCGGCGGCGCCACAGGCCUGCUUGGCUGGCGCGCCAUGGGCAGCGGCAGCAGCCGGAGCGGCCGCGCCCUGAGGCGGCUGCGCAGCCCCGACAGCCGGCCGGCGGGGCCCGACGGGGCAGCCCCGGAGGGCGGGACGGGGCUGCCAGUCUCGGCGACGGCGGCGGCGGCCCGGGAGGAGGCCCGGGAGGCGGCGGCGGAGGCGGCGGAGGGGGCGGCCGGCCCCGGACCCGGACCCGCGGUGCCCCCCGACGGCGGGGACGAGACGCUGCGCCUGCUGGACCAGCUGCUGGCCGAGUCGGCGGCCUGGGGCCCCGGCGAGCUGGCCCCGCGGGGCCCGGCGCGGCCCCGACCCGCAGCCGGCGCCGGGAGCCCGCCUGUGUUUAGAAAGACAAGGGGUGGCAGGAGGGCGGAGGAGGAGAGGAGACGGCGCGGGAAGCAGGGUGCCCAGGUGGGAGAUUCUGCAGAAAUCCAGGUGUCCCCAAAACGGAGCACUGAAGACCACCCAGAGAGCAGCAGUGUCUCUGAAGCCCCAGGCAGCUGCCACAAGAGGCCUGAGAGGCAGUCAGCCAUCACGUACGACUACUCCGAGGAGGAGCUGAUGGCCAGCAUCGAGCAGGAAUACUGCUGCUAAGGCUGGUGCUGCAGCAGCCCCGUGGUCACCCAGCGGUCAAUGCACCGUUCCUCCCAGCCCCAGCCCCAGCUGACUGGGUCUCUUAGGAACCUAAGGUGGGCGCACACAUCCCCCUGCCCCGCCCAGGGCUCUAGCUGGAGCUUAGCCACCUCCAACAUGCAGUUACUCCCAGAUCUUUCACAACUGCCCUCUUCAAAUCCAUAUUCACACAGUCCUGAACGUGGCCGGCUGCUGGCCAUCAUGCUUGCUGGCAAGAGGUGAUCAGCUGUGCAGAUCCAGGCCAGAAGGAAGGCACAGGUGCUGCCCCGCAGGUGCAUGGGCAGGUGACCUGCCAGAUACCUGCCCCUCCUCUCAGUCUCUGGGGAGAUCCGUCUACAAGGUUCUCCUGGAUCUUGAAAUGCUUCCCCUUUCUGAAGGCCCACUUGCCACCUGCUCCGAAGAAGCCUCUUUAGCUGAGUGUGGCUCAGACUGGACACUUUGGGAACUCUAACACACGUCCCAGAGGGCCCCAAGGAGGUUCCGCUCUGGAGGGCACACCCAGGAGGUAUGCCUUACCGAGCUGGAGGGAGUCACCCUCUGUUCUGCAAAUGAGUCGCCUGGAGAUGUUAUUGAAAUGCAGAUUCUGAUUCUGUGGGUCUCCAGCAGGGCCUGAGAGUCUGCGUUUCUAACCAGUUCCCAGGUGAUACCCAGGCUGCUGGAUCCCAGCCAUGCCUGGAGUAGCAGGGACAAGGUGUCUGAGCUUUAGGCCUGGCUGACUCUUCCUUCCCCGGUGCUGGAGGCUGCCCAGAGCCACGACCCACCCGCCUCCCCAAAGAGAGGCCUGUGCCCCUGCAGUGGGUGUGGUGGGACACGAGCCAGAGACCCCAGUUCUGAUCCUCGCUCUUGCACUAACUUGCAGUCACUUCCCCCCUCUGGUCCUCAGCGUCCCUCUCUAGAAAGUGAGUCCUGGAGGCGCGCCCCAUCCCCCAGCUCUGACCAUCAGGGAUCGCACAAUCCCAGGCUUCCUCCGUCUCUCGUCCCCUGGGGGCACGGGACUGCCUUCCCCGCUGCCGCUGCCGGUGAGCACUGGCCACACCUGGAAAGGGUCUUCAGGGCCGCCGGCUCUUCCCACCUGGUAGAAGGUAGAAAAUCACAGCAGUGAGGCCAGGAGAGCCUUAGAACAUUCCCAGCUGACUGAUGAGAAAGCUGACACCCUGUGAAUCAGGCAGGGCCUGGAGGCGAGUGCUGCUUGCACCAGACGUGCACAGAGGGCUUACUGGGUGCCGAGCGCGGCUCCAGGCCUCCUCCUGGUCGCUGGGUGUUGCUUCUGAGCCCCUGCCUUCCGCUCUGGAGCUGAGUGUGGAACCUGCUCAUG
Molecule: messenger RNA, 2523 nt
Organism: Eubalaena glacialis (North Atlantic right whale)
Lineage: Eukaryota; Metazoa; Chordata; Mammalia; Artiodactyla; Balaenidae
Gene: CYS1
Product: cystin 1
Exons: 5
Coding region: 573-1169 (198 amino acids)
Source: RefSeq, a predicted model, not a curated record